GUCAAAACACCCCCACAGAUUCCUCGUCUCCCUCCUCCCUUAUAUCUCUCCCCUGCUUUCGCUCUCCUCACACCACUUCGCCGCAAAAACCCAAACCCGUUCCACCCCACAAGAAUCCCGCCCGGCGACGAGCGGGACGAAUCGAGCCCCCAAACCCUCCGCCGUCGGGAAGCGCCGGAGAAAGGAGGCGCCUUUUGGGGCGUGGCACGUUCUUGGCGAAUGGCGCCGGCGUGGGAGCGCGCCAGGCGCGCGCUCGCCACCAGGCUCUGCCUCCGCUUUCCGGCGCGGCACGUGGCCAUCGAGGACGCGCCGCGCGAGCUGGACUACGUGGAGGUGCUGGUGCCGGUGCCGGCGGUGGAGGCGGAGGAGGAGGAGAGGGAGAAGUCGCCGGCCACUGUGUCCCCGGCACCGGCGUCCGCGCGGCGGCUGUCUAGGUCCGGGAGCCUGAAUUCGGCGAAGAUAUGCGCCAUUUGCCUCGGCGGCAUGAGGAUCGGGCACGGCCAAGCUUUGUUCACUGCUGAAUGCUCCCACAGAUUCCACUUCCACUGCAUCUCUUCAAAUGUGCAGCAUGGCAACAAAGUCUGCCCGAUCUGCCGCGCCGUAUGGAAGGAGCUGCCUUUCCAGGGCCCUCUUCUUGUCGAUGCUGCUGCUCAUGGGACAGCCAGGGUGAACCCAUCGGAUUGGCCCCAGGGCAGGUUACCGCGUGCUGAUACCGUGAACCGGCGGGAUCAAUUUCCUGUCUUCCGCACUCCGGAGUCGGCAUUUUUCAAUGAUGAUGAGCAGAUAAAUCUUCAGUCUGAACCAGUGGGUGGAGGCCGUGAUGGGGAUGAGAUUCCUGCUUCAGUUGAGAUCAUGACAUACACUGAGUUCCCAGCCAUUCAGGAGUCCGUGACACAGGAGAAUUUUGCCAUCUUGAUCCAUCUGAAGGCUCCGCAUGCGCCGGCGUCGGUGAGUUCCCGCGCACCGCUGGACUUGGUGACUGUGCUCGACGUGAGCGGGAGCAUGGCGGGCACCAAGCUUGCGCUUCUGAAGCGUGCCAUGAGCUUCGUGAUCGAGAGCCUUGGCCACAGUGACCGGCUCUCCGUCAUCGCCUUCUCGUCGUGUGCGUGGAGGCUGUUCCCGCUGCGGAAGAUGACCACAUUUGGGCGGCAGCAGUCGCUGCAGGCCAUCAGCUCCCUCGUCGCCAAUGGCGGCACGAACAUCGCCGACGGGCUGCGGAAGGCUGCCAGGGUGAUGGAGUACAGGCAGACGAGGAACCCCGUGUGCAGCAUCAUCCUCCUCUCGGACGGCGUGGACACCUACACUGUCACGCCAGCGCAAGGCGCGCCGCCGGACUACGGCCUGCUCGUCCCGCGCUCGAUCCUCCCCGGCGGCCACCACGUGCAGGUCCACACCUUCGGCUUCGGCGCGGACCACGACUCGGCGGCGAUGCACUCUGUCGCCGAGAUGUCCGGUGGCACGUUCUCCUUCAUCGACGCGGUGGGCUCGAUCCAGGACGCGUUCGCGCAGUGCAUUGGCGGCCUCCUCAGCGUUGUGGCGCAGGAGGCACGGCUGAGUAUCGAGUGCGCCGACGAAGGCGUGCUGCUUAACUGCAUCGAGUCCGGCGGCUACGCGAGCGGAGUGGUCGGAGACGGGCGCAGCGGGUUUGUCGACAUCGGCGACCUCUACGCCGACGAGGAGAGGGACUUCCUGGUCACUGUGCGCGUCCCGGCCGCGCGCGGGGACACCGCGCUGAUCCUACCGAGCUGCGCCUACCGCGACGCGGUCACCACAGAGACAAUCCGGGUGGAAGGCGACGCGGUGAUAUUGCCACGACCGGGGAGCCCGGUGCUCGCGGCGAUGUCCCCACAGGUGGAGCGCGAGUGGAACCGCGUCCACGCCACGGAGGACAUGGCCGCGGCGCGCGCCGCGGCGGAGGACAACGACUUCGCGCGCGCCGCGUCGAUCCUGGAGUCCCGCCGUCGGGCGCUCGAGUCGACCGCGUCGCUGUCCUCGGACCCGCAGACGCAGGCGCUGGUGGCCGAACUGCGGGAGAUGCAGGACCGGACCGAAAACCGGCAGCGGUACCAGGAGUCCGGCCGCGCCUACAUCCUCGCCGGGCUGAGCUCGCACUCGUGGCAGCGCGCCACGGCGCGCGGCGACUCGACGGAGCUCACGGGCCUAAUCCACACCUACCAGACGCCGUCCAUGGUCGACAUGCUGCACCGGUCGCAGGCGCUCCUGCCGGAGGUCGUCGAGGCGCUGAACCGGUCUCUGACGGUGGCGCCCUCGCGCAGCCAGACCGCCGGCCCCGCCUCGCCGCGCCGGUCUCUGGCCCGGGCGUUCAGGUCGACAAAGUCCUUCACCGGGCGAUCCUCGUGAUGCUAGGUGCUCCAUUGGCAAUGCAUGCAUAUCGUUGUUGUCGCGAGUGCAUCUUGAAGUAGUUAGGAGCAAGAAGAAAUCCAUCACCAUUGUUUCGUUUGUUUGAUAUCGAUCUCGUUGUUCUCGCAAGGUGGAUUCGGUAUAAUGUUUGUUUGUUUUGUACCUGUUUGGCUGUGGAUUAAUCCUGGAGACAUGCUUUGGUUAGUGUAAAUAAACUAAUAAAAUGACUGGGAUUUGGCA
Messenger RNA from Phragmites australis (common reed), 2601 nucleotides. RefSeq names its product E3 ubiquitin-protein ligase WAV3-like. The transcript has 2 exons. Bases 220 to 2361 code for a protein of 713 amino acids. The record is from RefSeq and is a predicted model, not a curated record. NCBI's taxonomy places the organism in Eukaryota, Viridiplantae, Streptophyta, Magnoliopsida, Poales, Poaceae.